Pecten maximus is the source of this 1015-nucleotide messenger RNA. RefSeq lists its product as uncharacterized. NCBI's taxonomy places the organism in Eukaryota, Metazoa, Mollusca, Bivalvia, Pectinida, Pectinidae. The coding region runs from base 367 to 732 and encodes 121 amino acids. The record is from RefSeq and is a predicted model, not a curated record. The transcript is spliced from 3 exons.
GUCAAUAUAAAUACAAGCAAGUAUGGAUAUCUAUGUACAUUUAUAUACAUAUAACGGUAAACCAUAUCAUGGCAUCCAGUAGAACCUUCAGAGUAUGUUUUUGACUCCGUAAAAUUAUAUUUGACUCUUGGGAUAGAAGUGACAAGUCUAACCGACAUAUGUUUUGACCCUUCAGAUUUCUGAGAAAUAGUGAUUUGAAUUUUGGAUGCCCUGCAAACAUUAAAUGUUAGAAGUACCAGUAAGAAGCAGGUUAUACAUGCAGUGUGGUUGUUCUGAUUUAAUUAUAUUGCAGUUAUAUGCAUUUUUCCUACAAUGCAAUUGAAGAAUGUCUACUUUAUUAGCUUUUAAUAUACACAUGUAAUUAAAAUGCUUGUUUUGUUUUAUAGAAUUGGUCAGACAUGUAACUAUGUGGCAGGGCUCCUGUUUAAAAUUGAGCAUGCCAAUACCAUGGGACUCACAUCAUGUACCUCCAGUAAAUGUGUUUGGGUAGCCCCUGGUAAAGCAGCUGGACCCCUUCCACCAACCAAGCUUAAGGAUAUGGAUUUCAAGAAAUCUCAGUAUGGUAAAAAAGCUUCCAGACCAUUGGUUGGAAAUCUGAAGGCAGCUUUUGAUGUGAUUCCCUGUGAUGCAAGUUCAUCGACCAUUCAGCAGAGCAUGAUGGCAAAGCUUACAGAUGUUCAACCAAGUGCUUGUGUAUUGAAAGGCAAGUCAACAGCCAAAGAGGAGCAAUGAGUCAUGAACGUGUCAGAAAAAACAAAGCUAGACAUCAGUAGAUUUAAUAUGGAGGCAUUGAUUUCUACAUCUACAGAGGAGCUGGCAUCCAAUGAAGUUCUGGCAAUUCAGGAGGCUGCUGUUGGUCAGUCAGAAAACCAUCACUGGGCCGAGAUGAGGACAGGCAGAAUAACAGCAUCAAACUUCUAUGCAGUGCAUGCUAAAGUUAUUUCAUACAAAAAAAAAAUCUGAUUGUAAUGUUGAGCCUCUCCUUAAAAAUAUCAUGGGGUAUACUUCAGUUAAU